Messenger RNA from Podospora pseudocomata, 2435 nucleotides. RefSeq lists its product as uncharacterized. The record is from RefSeq and is a predicted model, not a curated record. NCBI's taxonomy places the organism in Eukaryota, Fungi, Ascomycota, Sordariomycetes, Sordariales, Podosporaceae. The transcript is spliced from 2 exons. Bases 229 to 1770 code for a protein of 513 amino acids. Gene Ontology annotation, molecular function: LPPG:FO 2-phospho-L-lactate transferase activity.
GAAGAAGCUGUGGUGGUGCUAUAAAAGCUCGGUGUGUGGCCUGCCCUCUGCAAUUUCAGGGGGGAGCAUUUCCGAGUCCACUUUUUGUGACGACACUUUGUCACUUUGUCACUUAUACCACAACACACACUCCCUUUUUUUGGACCUGACGGUUCUUCGCACCUUGACAAUUUACGCUCGGGUUUUUUUUCUUGUUUUUUUUUUAACCAAAGACAAACUCUGGUUCAAAUGGCUUCUAAGGCGAGCUCGAAUUUGCCGUCGCCUCCUGGGGAGACUGCCAAUGGCGGUAACAGGAGGUUGGGGAUCACGGUAUUUUCGGGAGGCACCGCAGCCAACAAUCUAGUCGACCUCUUCAACAGAAUCGCCCGCCCAUCAUCCUCUUCCGGCACCCAGACCCCCACCUCCUCAUCCGCCAGUAAGACUGGCUCCUCUGACGAAGUCAGCCGACAACGCCAGCUAAACUACAUCAUCCCCAUCUCCGACAACGGCGGCUCAUCCUCCGAACUCAUCCGUUUUGUGGGAGGCCCCUCCGUAGGCGACAUCCGCUCCCGCCUCGUCCGUCUCAUCCCCACCACCCCCUCCAACCUCUCCUCCUCCUCCAGAGAAACCUCCUCCCUCCGCAACCUGUUUGAACACCGCCUCUCGCCCGACCCCAUCGCCGCGAGGGGUCAAUGGGCCGAUAUCGUCGAGAGCCGCUCCCUACUAUGGGCUUACAUCCCCAACGAGAAAAAGGAGCUCAUCCGUUCCGUGUUGAAUAUCCUGAAUGCAGAAAUCGUCAAGCGGGCAAGACCGCCGAAUGUGUUCAACUUUGCCGGGGCGUCGGUGGGGAACAUGUUCCUCACGGGAGCGAGGCUCUUGACGGGGAGUUUUGAGGCGGGGAUUUACCUGCUGAGGAUGAUAUGUGAGAUUGGGGGGUGGGUGAGGGUGCUGCCGGCGGUGAACUCGAAUCAUACGCAUCAUAUCAGUGCUGGGUGGGUUAACGGGGAGACGGGGGAGAGGGGGGUGUUGACCGGGCAGGUGGCUAUUAGUCACCCUAGUGAGCCGACUAGCAUUCCUGAUGAGGGGUUGCCACCGCAUCAUAUGGGAGGAGGAGGGGGGAUGGGGAGGUUGUUGGAGGUUGAUGAUGAUGAGGGGAAUAUGCCGGGGAGUUUGCCUGUUUUGCGGAGGCAGAAUUUGAAGUUUAGCAAGGAAGAGGAGGAGGAUUUACCGGGGGGACAGGGGACGAGGAUCGAGAGGGUUUGGUAUAUCAAUUUGUAUGGGCAUGAGAUUAUGCCAAAGGCUAACCCGGAGGUGGUGAGGGAGCUGAGUGAGGGGACCGAGGUGGUGGUGUAUAGUGUGGGGAGUUUGUACACGAGCAUUGUGCCGAGUUUGAUAUUGAGGGAGGUGGGGGAGGCGAUUGAGAAAGUUGGGGGGAUUAGGAAGAAGGUGUUGAUUUUGAAUAGCAAGUUGGACAGGGAGACGAGGGGGAUGGAUGCGAGUGGGUUUAUCAAGGCGAUUUGGAGGGCUUGUGUGGAGAGUCGGAGGCCGGAGGAUGUGGAAUUGUUGGAGUGGAGGAGGGUGGUGACGCAUUUGGUGUUUAUUGAUCCGGAGAUGGUGGAGGAGAGGGAGAUGAGGAAGGAUAUGCCACGGGUUGAUGUGGAAUUUUUGGAAAAGCUGGGGAUUCACUGUGCUCCGGUUCAGGGGAGGGCAGUGGGAGAGGGUAAGGCGAGGAUGAUGAGGUAUGAUGAGGAGGAGUUGAGAGAGACGUUGGAGAGGGUUAUCGAUAUGUGAGCUGUGAAAGAGGCCUCACAAUGGGCAAGUAUUUUCUCAAGCGGUUAUCUCUUUUGGAGGCACAACAGCCUGGAACGUGUACAGCGGUGCUUCUUCAUGGAAUAGAUUGGAGCGUUGAUGUUGUACAAAGGUGGUCUGAGAUACAUAUAUACAUAUAAAUUAACGCAAACUACUCUGGCCAGGUCGUGUUGGUCUCGGAAAGUUACCUGAUUGUGAUCGCGGUAGAUGUGCAUGCAGAAACGCCCAGGCUUGUCCUCCGCCUUGCUUUUACGUGGUAGGGGAAGGCCUCGUGGCAUACCGCCAGGCCUUGACCGAGUCGGCAUCGAAUCAAAUCCAGAUGACUAAAACGCCUGAGAGGGGCAACACAGCAUCUGCGCCUCUGGCUAGCUGUUCAUGUUGCGGCAACCCAAAUAAAACACGAAUAAAUAACAGGAUCUGGAAUUUCAGAACACCGAGAUCGGAACAUUCUUCCCUGAAUGAUGUUCACUCGGUGGGAAAUCAGUUUCGGCUGGUAUAUAUCAGCCUCCUGUUUCUACCUCUAACAGCACUUGAGAAUGGGAAAUGGAAAUCUUUUCACAAACAAAACAGCCUCGGCCUACGAGAGGAGAUACGAAUAGCCAGACCGUCCGGUGGAUGCCCCGCCGUCUGGAAGCGAGUUUCGGGUC